This is a messenger RNA of Dromiciops gliroides (monito del monte), 597 nucleotides long. Its product is annotated as protein FAM136A-like. NCBI's taxonomy places the organism in Eukaryota, Metazoa, Chordata, Mammalia, Microbiotheria, Microbiotheriidae. The coding region runs from base 48 to 464 and encodes 138 amino acids. Gene Ontology annotation, cellular component: cytoplasm. The record is from RefSeq and is a predicted model, not a curated record. The transcript has a single exon.
UCGGGCGAUCUGGGCAGAGAACGGGGCCGGGGGUGGGUGUGUGCGCCAUGGCGGAGUCGCAGCAGCUGCGGGUGCAGGAGGCGGUGGACACCAUGGUGAAGGGGCUGGAGCGGGAGAAUAUCCGCAAGAUGCAGGGCACCAUGUUCCGAUGCAGUGCCAGCUGCUGUGAGGAUACCCAGGCCUCCAUGCACCAGGUUCAUCAGUGCAUUGAGCGCUGCCAUCCACCAUUGGCCCAAGCACAGGCCCUUGUGACCAGCGAGCUGGAAAAAUUCCAGGACCGUCUGGCUCAAUGCACCAUGCACUGCAAUGACAAAGCCAAAGACCUGAUGGAUGCUGGGAGCAAGGAACAGCAAGUGAAGAGGCAGCUGGAGUCCUGUGUGACCAAAUGUGUUGAUGACCACAUGCACCUCAUCCCCACCAUGACCAAGAAGAUGAAGGAUUCCCUGGCAUCUAUUACAAAAUAGAGUCGUUGUCAGUAGUCAUCAGGGUGGGAGAAUGGGUCUGCUUUUAAAAAUGUAUGGAAACUUUUACCUUUCAGUGAAAAUUUAAGAAUGAAGAAAUGGAGGCUGUAGCAAGUUUAAGAAAAUCUUUAUGGGA